AUGGAGCAAUCAAAUCGCCUGAUGAAAGAAGAGCUGGAAAGGGAAAAGGAAGAAAACCGAGCCCACAUGGAGAGGCAGUCACAACUUCUGAAAGAGAAAGAGCGAUUGGAAAAAGAUAUAAAAAAACAAGCUCAUAUCAUCGAAGAGAUGGCUGAACAAAACGCCAGAGUGCAAAAAGAACUAAUGGAGGCAAAGAUGAACGACUUCGUGCGAGGCGAACGGCUCCAAGCUCUACAUACCGAGCUACAAGGAUUAAAGGAGAAGGUUAGUUUCCUCGAAAAUAAGUCAUCCAAGCCUGUGGAAGAGGAAGAGAAUGAAGCCUCAGAGGAAGAUCUACCUGAGGAGAGUGUCCCUCUUCCACAGCAAGUCAGCCAUCUCAGUAAUGAAGAGGAAACGCUCGAAAACCAGGGACUAAAAGCAAACAGACGAGUGAGACUAAAAAGAAACUCACUCCCAGGAAAGCUGCAAGCUAAUGAGGAACAGAAGGAAGAAGAAAAAGUAAUUGUCACUGUAAAGAAAAGAGCAGAAGAAACAAAAAGAGAAGACCAAGGAGAAGUAGAGAAAGACGCCCGCAAGGACAACAAGGGGUGCCAAAAGCCCCAACGGGUUAAAAAGACUGAUAGAAAACUGAUCACCUUCAACCUGGAACCAGAUCAGCCUCAGCCAGACAAACGUGUCUUCUCCCGCUCUACAAGAAUUCCCCCUCAACAGGAGGACAACUCUAUAAUCUUCAGGGGGGAAAAAGUUAAACUUAGAUGGAUUGAGGAAACGGAUGGAGAAGUGAUAGCUGAACUGGCUGUCGCAAGGAGAUUCCAUAAAGCUAUCAAUGGAAUCCAGGGUAGGACGCUUGAGGAGAUCACCAAUAGAAGUGGUGUCACCCUCAUUGCACUGCCGGGAAAGUUAGAAAAAACAGAUCUAAUCACUAUCGCAGGUAGAGUCCAUCAAGUUCGUCUAGCUGCUAAUCAUAUUGAACGCCUCAUCAAUAAUCUCUACUAA
Macrobrachium nipponense is the source of this 996-nucleotide messenger RNA. RefSeq names its product trichohyalin-like. Gene Ontology annotation, molecular function: RNA binding. The transcript has a single exon. Bases 1 to 996 code for a protein of 331 amino acids. Lineage: Eukaryota; Metazoa; Arthropoda; Malacostraca; Decapoda; Palaemonidae. The record is from RefSeq and is a predicted model, not a curated record.